This is a messenger RNA of Amborella trichopoda, 2196 nucleotides long. RefSeq names its product aldehyde dehydrogenase 5F1 (gene ALDH5F1). Gene Ontology annotation, biological process: GABA catabolic process. NCBI's taxonomy places the organism in Eukaryota, Viridiplantae, Streptophyta, Magnoliopsida, Amborellales, Amborellaceae. The record is from RefSeq and is a predicted model, not a curated record. Gene Ontology annotation, molecular function: succinate-semialdehyde dehydrogenase (NAD+) activity.
UUUGUUCUGGGUAUUUUGAAAUAAAGCCAGACAACACAUUCAAUUCGAAGGCCGGAGUUUGACAAAAUUGCUACGGAUAAAAUAAUUAAAUCAAGGUGCGAGCCCCCUCUCUCCAUUAGAGACAGAUAAUUUUGCUGAUUUCUCCACGAUUGUAGUGUUUGGUGAGUGAGAAUCGUCGUUUUCCCUCUUCUGAGAGUCCACUUGCAAGGCCCAACCUCUGUUUCAUUUGGCUGGGUGGGUUAAAAGCUCUGUUUCCACGCCUGCAACUCUGCUUUGCUAAGUGGCUAUUGAUUCUCUCUCUCUCUCUACAUGUCCAUGAUGCUCAGAAUGGCUCUCCGGUCCUGCCAUCUGUCUCCCUUCAUGCGACUGUGCAGGAUGAGCACAGAAGCAUCAAAGGUUUCUUCUCGGCUCAGCAGUCUUGGUUUGUUACGAACUCAAGGCCUUAUAGGAGGAAAAUGGAGUGAUGCCCAUGACAGAAAGACCUUAAAGGUAGAAAACCCAGCGACUGGGGAACUGAUUGCAGACAUCCCAUUUAUGGGAAGGAAGGAGACAACUGAUGCUAUUUCAGCUGCAUAUAACGCAUUCCAUUCAUGGAGCAAGCUUACUGGGAGUGAGAGAAGCAAAAUACUCCGAAAAUGGUAUGAUUUACUUAUUUCCCACAAGGAAGAUUUGGGGCAGCUUAUUACACUUGAACAAGGAAAGCCUUUACAGGAGGCUAAUGGGGAGGUUGGUUAUGGGGCUGCCUUUAUUGAGUUUUAUGCCGAAGAGGCGAAGAGGAUAUAUGGGGAUAUUAUUCCUCCUACAUCAGCCGAUCGACGCUUGUUUGUUUUGAAGCAGCCUGUAGGUGUGGUUGGAGCAAUUACCCCCUGGAAUUUUCCUUUUGCCAUGAUCACACGGAAGGUUGGUCCUGCUCUUGCCUGUGGCUGUACAGUGGUUGUUAAACCAUCUGAGCUUACACCCUUAACAGCUUUAGCAGCUGCUGAGCUUGGUCUUCAAGCUGGAAUUCCACCAGGUGUGUUGAAUGUUGUGAUGGGCAAUGCUCCUGAGAUUGGAGAUACCCUACUCGCUAGUUCGCAGGUACGGAAGAUUACAUUUACUGGAUCAACCGCUGUUGGUAAGAAAUUAAUGGCUGGUGCUGCUAGCACAGUUAAAAAGGUGUCCUUGGAGUUGGGUGGAAAUGCGCCUGUUAUUGUUUUCGAUGAUGCGGAACUUGAUGUGGCAGUGAAGGGGGCGGUCAGUUCAAGCUCAAGCAUGAUCUCUUUUACAAUUAUUGCAGCUAAAUUUCGUAACAGUGGCCAAACUUGUGUAUGUGCGAACAGGAUAUUAGUGCAAGAAGGUAUAUAUGACCAAUUUGCAAAUGCUUUUGCAAAGGGUGUUGAACAACUGCAAGUUGGCAACGGAUUUGCAGAAGGUGUGGCCCAGGGUCCAUUAAUCAAUCAAGCUGCUGUCGAAAAGGUGGAGUCACAUAUUCAUGAUGCUCUCUCAAAGGGAGCCAAUGUGAUUGUUGGGGGCAAAAGGCAUAGUCUUGGUCUGACAUUCUAUGAACCUACUGUAAUUGGCAACGUAAAUACUGAAAUGAAGAUUUCCAGGGAAGAAGUUUUUGGACCUGUUGCACCUCUUUUUCGAUUUAGAACUGAGCAGGAAGCAAUCGAAAUUGCUAACAACACAAAUGCUGGACUAGCUGCAUAUCUAUAUACAACAAAUAUAUCACGUCUAUGGCGUGUGUCAGAAGCCCUUGAAUAUGGAAUUGUUUCUGCAAACGAAGGACUAUUUUCUACUGAGGUUGCUCCAUUUGGGGGAUUCAAGGAGUCAGGCCUUGGGCGUGAAGGCUCCAAGUAUGGAGUUGAUGAGUAUCUGGAAAUGAAAUAUCUAUGCUUGGGAAACCUGAAAAGUGCUUGACCAUGCGCUGAUCUCCAAUGAGUGGCAUGUUCAUAUUUGUUCCUCUUUGAUGCAAGGAAAGUGAAUGACAGAGGGCUAAACGGCAGGCAACCAUCAAAGGCUAUCAGCUACUGGACUCUUGUUUUUGCGAAAGAACUAGUUUUUUCUUAUAUUCUAGUCAAUGCACUUUGGGAUAUAGUAAUAAUAUAAUUAUCAUAGAAAUAACAAUUACAACAAUAAUGAAAGAAAAUGUUUUCUCCCAACAAUGGAGAAAUGCCUUUUGUGCAAUAUUACGAGAGCAGUAGACUGUUUUCACGA